AUGGAAGAGGAACAUGUGCCCGUUCUUAAUUUUGAUGACGAUGAUGAUGAUGAUGAUGAUGAUGAUGAUGAAGGAGAAGGGAUUGACGAAGAGGGUGUUGGAAGGAGUUUAAAUGAUGAAGAUUUCAUGUUUGAUUUUAAGAUGAGUGAUGAUGACUUUUGUUCGUUUUUUGAUGUUGAUGAAGUCAAUGACGUUGUGAUUUCUCCAACAGAGACUGAGGGAGAUACUAACAUUCUCAAGCUGCCAAUUCAAACGCCCACUCAGAUGUCGGAGAUUAUAGCCGAACUGGAUUCAGCUGCAAGGAUUCCUCCCCGAGAAGUUGCUAAUCAAAACAUUAUUUCAUCUGAAUGUGAUCUUGAAGAGGAACAAACUCUACCAGCUCAACAGCCAAGCACAACCACUGCACCAGUCCAACCAGUUCAAGUCGAGAGCACAGUUUUGGAUGAGGGGCCUAGUGUUGCAUCUUUUGAACCGGGUAGCUCUUCAGCUCCUGCUGGUUCUUCGGCCCCUCGACCUGUGCAUGAUGCUGCUUAUGAAAGUCUUGCUAGGUUUCUUUCUCAAGAAAGUGUUAAUCCUGCACCCAAAGGCCAAGGCUUAUCAUAUGGUGCUGGGAGCUCCGAUAAUGAAGAUCCAACAAUUUUUUAG
Molecule: messenger RNA, 645 nt
Organism: Lactuca virosa
Lineage: Eukaryota; Viridiplantae; Streptophyta; Magnoliopsida; Asterales; Asteraceae
Source: the annotation of a GenBank genome assembly